GCGUUUCCAUGCAUUGGCGCGCUUCGCGGCUGUGGCUCUCCGCUCCUCCCCGGGUGGUGGUGGUGGUGGUGGACUGACUCUGUAGCAGGCUGCUGGUUUAGAACACAGCACAGCAUGAGUGCAGCGGGUAGUGCUCGGUCCGGCCCGGCCGCAGGCCCGGUCCAACAGGGACUCAAAGAGGCUCUUAUCGAGACGCUGACGGCCAUCCUGUCCCCGGUCCAAGAAGUGCGCGCCGCCGCGGAGGAGCAGAUCAAAGUGCUGGAAGUGACAGAGGAAUUUGGCGUCCACCUCGCAGAACUCACAGUCGACCCUCAGGGAGCCCUUGCCAUUCGUCAGCUGGCGUCAGUCAUCCUGAAGCAGUAUGUGGAGACUCACUGGUGUUCCCAGUCAGAGAAGUUCAGGCCUCCUGAAACCACAGAUCAGGCUAAAGCGGCCAUCAGGGGGCUCCUGCCUGGCGGUCUACGGGAGUCCAUCAGUAAAGUCCGCUCCAGUGUGGCGUAUGCCGUCUCAGCCAUCGCCCACUGGGACUGGCCCGAGGCCUGGCCACAGCUCUUCACCCUGCUGAUGGAGAUGCUGGUCAGCGGAGAUGUCAACGCUGUGCACGGGGCCAUGAGGGUCCUCACAGAGUUUACCCGGGAGGUGACAGACACACAGAUGCCAUUGGUGGCUCCAGUUAUUUUGCCUGAAAUGUAUAAGAUCUUCACCAUGGCGGAGGUUUACAGUAUUCGGACUCGCUCCAGAGCAGUGGAGAUUUUUACCACCUGUGCCAACCUCAUCUGUGCGAUUGAGGAGCUGGAAAAGGGUGCAGCCAAAGCGCUGAUCUUCCCUGUGGUGCAACAGUUCACAGAGGCAUUUGUGCAGGCUCUGCAGAUGCCUGAUGGACCCUCCUCUGACAGCGGUCUCAAGAUGGAGGUCCUCAAGGCUGUAACAGCGUUGGUGAAGAACUUCCCUAAACCCAUGGUGUCAUCCAUGCAGCAGAUCUUACCGAUCGUGUGGAACACCCUUACUGAAAGUGCAGCUUUUUAUGUGAGAACAGAAGUCAACUACACAGAGGAGGUGGACGACCCAGUGGAUUCUGAUGGUGAGGUUCUGGGCUUUGAGAACCUGGUGUUCAGUAUCUUCGAGUUCGUCCACACGCUCCUGGAGAACAACAAGUUCAAGAGCACAGUGAAGAAGGCUCUACCGGAGCUCAUCUACUACAUCAUCCUAUACAUGCAGAUCACUGAGGACCAGAUUAAAGUGUGGACGGCAAACCCUCAGCAGUUUGUGGAGGAUGAGGAUGACGACACCUUCUCCUACUCUGUUAGGAUUUCUGCUCAGGAUCUCCUGCUGGCUGUAGCUGCAGAGUUUCAGAAUGAGAGUGCAGCAGCUUUGGCGGCGGCAGCAACCAGACACCUUCAGGAAGCAGAGCAGGCCAAAAACAGCGGCAAUGAGCACUGGUGGAAGAUCCACGAGGCCUGUAUGUUGGCCCUGGGCUCAGUCAAAACUAUCAUCACAGAGAAUGUGAAGAAUGGUCGCAUCCAGUUCGACAUGCAUGGUUUCCUGGCCAGUGUGAUCCUGGCUGACCUCAACCUCGCAGCGGCAUCGCCGUUCCUCCUCGGCCGGGCUCUGUGGGCGGCCAGUCGCUUCACGGCCGCCAUGUCUCCUGAGCUCAUCCAGCAGUUCCUCCAGGCCACCGUCAGCGGCCUCCACGAUAGCCAGCCGCCCUCUGUCCGCAUCUCAGCAGUCAGAGCCAUUUGGGGGUAUUGUGAUCAGCUCAAGCUUUCAGAGAGCACCCAUGUCCUACAGCCCUUCCUUCCCAGUAUCCUAGAGGGCCUUGUCCAGCUGGCGGCCCAGUUCAGCUCUGAGGUUCUCACUCUUGUCAUGGAGACGCUGUGCAUUGUCUGCACCGUUGACCCAGCCUUCACCACCAGCGCUGAGAAUAAGAUCUGCCCCCUCACCAUCGCUAUUUUCCUUAAAUAUAACAAUGAUCCGGUGGUGGCCUCAUUGGCUCAGGACAUAUUCAAAGAGCUGGCACAGAUUGAGGGGUGUCAGGGCCCCAUGCAGAUGCGGCUCAUCCCGACGCUGGUCAGCAUCAUGCAGGCUCCCCCUGACAAGAUUCCGUCUGGACUCUGUGCUACGUCCAUAGACAUCCUGACCACCGUUGUGCGGAACACCAAACCCCCUCUGUCAGAGAUGCUGGUGUGCCAGGCGUUCCCUGUGGUGGCACAGUGUACCCUACGCACCGACGACAACACUACAAUGCAGAAUGGCGGCGAGUGUCUGCGGGCAUAUGUUUCUGUUGCUCUGGAGCAGAUCGCCCAGUGGAGAGAUGAGCAGGGAAACAGUGGCCUCUGGUACGUCAUGCAGGUGGUCAACCAGCUGCUGGACCCCCGCACCUCAGAGUUCACUGCCGCCUUUGUGGGCAGACUGGUGUCCACUCUGAUCUCAAGGGCAGGAACCGAGCUCGGGGAACAACUGGACCAGAUCCUUAGAGCGAUUCUCAGCAAGAUGCAGCAGGCUGAGACUCUGAGUGUCAUGCAGUCUCUGAUCAUGGUGUUUGCACACCUGGUCCACUCUCAGCUCGAGCCACUGCUGGAGUUUCUGUGCAGUCUGCCAGGUCCAACAGGAAAACCAGCUCUGGAGUUUGUCAUGACGGAGUGGAUGAGCCGGCAACACCUCUUCUAUGGACAGUAUGAGGGUAAAGUGAGCACUGUGGCUCUCUGUAAGCUCCUCCAGCACAGCCUCAACACAGAUGACAAACGUCUCCAGGACAUUGUGGUGAAGGGAGAGGAGAUCUACAGCCCUGAAGAGGGAAUCCGCACACGCUCCAAAACUGCUAAAAACCCAGAGCGAUGGACUAACAUUCCUUUGCUGGUGAAGAUCUUCAAACUGAUUAUUAAUGAGCUGUCAACGGUGGUGGAGGCGAAUGCCAGCAGAGCAAACGCAGCAGACUGGAGUCAAGAUUCGACUGGUAUGUGGGAGGAACAGGAGGAGGAGGAGGGGGAGGAUGAUGAGGAGGAUGAAGGUCUGGCAGGGCAGUUGCUUUCUGAUCUUAUCGCCUCCAAUAAAUACGAUGAUGAUUAUUAUGAGGAUGAUGAGGAGGACGACCCGGAUGCCUUGAAAGACCCGAUAUAUCAGAUUGAUCUGCAGGCUUACUUGACAGACUUCCUGACACAAUUCGCCCAGCAGCCAUGUUACAGCAUGUUCUCAGGCCACCUCAACAACGCUGAGAGACAAACCCUGCAGUCUAUAGGACUCUAGCCCCGCCUUCAGCUACUUCGCCACAUCUUCUUCCAUCCCCUACUCCCUAAAGCUCUCUUCUGUGUCCCAUCACUUCAGCUCAUCAUGAAUUUACAACAUAGCAGGAAUAUAACGAAGACAAAACUUGAGUAUGGGACGAAGGGCUCUGCAGGGGAAGGGAUUGGGGUGGGAAGAGAUAGACAUGCACUUACUCAGAACUCCCCUGUUUCCCCAUACUUGUGAUGGGAUGAAGCACUUGGCAGACAUUAAAGUGAGGAGGAUGAUGAAGAUGUGAGAGCAGCGACUGGUCUGUUCCCAAAGACGGCACUGUGUGUUUUGGGUCGGCAUCCUCUUUGACCUCAGACUGGACGAGUGGAUCGAAUACAGAGGCCAAGGCUUCAGUGGGACAGGUGAAUCAUGAAAUAUGAACAGACUCUUUGCCAUGUCCUAUUUGUAACUUAGCCCAUUAUUUUUGUGUUUCUGUAUACACGGAGUGAAAUGCAACACACAACACUUCCAAAGAGACCUUACAUUGAUUAAAGGAAAGAAACAAAACUUCCUGGUCUUUGGAGAGAACAUUGGCGGCCUUAUAUUCCAGAAAAUGUUGACUGUUUCGAACAGGAAUUGGAAAAGCUCUUAAGCUCUUCUAACAUGUCUGAGGGUAUGAUGGGUAUUUGGGAAUUCACUCUGUGGCCAUGGUGAUUCACAGCCUUGUCAUUUCCUUGUACCCAUUGAAUUAUGGGAUAAAGAAAUUUCUAAAUAAAACGUCCCAAAUGGACAUCAUUUCCAGAUUAA
This is a messenger RNA of Sphaeramia orbicularis (orbiculate cardinalfish), 4017 nucleotides long. RefSeq names its product importin 9 (gene ipo9). Gene Ontology annotation, molecular function: small GTPase binding. The coding region runs from base 115 to 3243 and encodes 1042 amino acids. Lineage: Eukaryota; Metazoa; Chordata; Actinopteri; Kurtiformes; Apogonidae. Gene Ontology annotation, cellular component: cytosol; nuclear envelope. The transcript is spliced from 24 exons. The record is from RefSeq and is a predicted model, not a curated record. Gene Ontology annotation, biological process: protein import into nucleus.